Trichoderma aggressivum f. europaeum is the source of this 1092-nucleotide messenger RNA. RefSeq lists its product as uncharacterized. The record is from RefSeq and is a predicted model, not a curated record. The transcript has 2 exons. Gene Ontology annotation, molecular function: nucleotide binding. Bases 1 to 1092 code for a protein of 363 amino acids. Lineage: Eukaryota; Fungi; Ascomycota; Sordariomycetes; Hypocreales; Hypocreaceae.
AUGGCCAGCAAGACCUUCAACGUCGGUGUCGUGGGCUACGGCCUCUCCGCCAAAGUCUUCCACAUCCCCUUCAUCACCACAACCCCCGGCCUCAAGCUGCACUCCAUCGUCCAGCGCUCCCCCAAGCCCAACGACUCCGCCCCCGCCGACUACCCCGACCUCAAGCACUACACCUCCUCCGACGACCUCAUCGCCGACGCCGACGUCGAUGUCAUCGUCGUCACCACCCCGCCCGACAACCACUUCGACCUCACCAAGAAGGCCCUCGAGGCCGGCAAGCACGUGCUGACCGAGAAGCCCUUCGUCCCCACCUCCGCCGAGGCCCAGAAGCUCGCCGACGUUGCCAAAUCAUCCGGCAAGCUCAUCUGCGUGUACCAGAACCGCCGCUGGGACGCCGACUUCCUGCUGGCCAAGCACCUCAUCCAGACGGGCGCCCUGGGCCGCGUGCUCGAGUUCAACACGCACUUCGACCGCUACCGCGCCGACGCCCCGACCAACUGGAAGGGCCAGCUGGGCAUCUCCAAGGGCGGCAGCGCCCUGUUCGAUCUGGGCACCCACCUCAUCGACCAGGCCUACGUGCUCUUCGGCCUGCCCCGGUCCGUCCACGGCCGCCUCCUCAACCAGCGCGAGGGCCGCCCCGAGUUCGAGACCCCCGACGCCGUCGUCGCCCAGCUGACCUACCCGGACGGCCUCAUCGUCAACGUCAACAUCAGCGCCCUCAGCGCAGAGGUCGACCAGCUGCGCUACUGGGUCCGCGGCACAAAGGGCAGCUUCCGCAAGUUCCACCUCGACCCCCAGGAGGACUACCUGCGCGCCGGCGGCAAGCCCACCGACGCGGGCUACGGCGUCGAGAGCGUCGACCGCAGCAGCCUGACCGCCGUCGACGAGGCCACCGGCAAGUCCAGCCAGGUGCCUGUGCCUGAGCUCGCGCCCGAGACAUACCGCACCUUUUUCAGCGAGUUUGCCAAGGCUUUGCAGAGCGGCAAGGCCGAGGAUGUUCCUGUCAAGGCUGAGCAGUCGCGGGAUGUGCUGAGGAUCAUUGAGGGCGUUUUGGAGAGCGCAAAGACGGGCAAGGACAUUGUUCUUGCUUAA